AUGCGGCGAAUGGUGGACGCCUUUAACACCGGCGAUCUGUCGGCACUGAAUUCGCUGGUCUCGCUUUAUUAUGUCGACCACCAGGGCAUCGAUGGCUCGGAGAUGUUUGGACAGGAUGGUUUCGCCAGUGUUGUUAAGUUCGCCAGGGGGUCGAACCCGGGGCUCAGGGUAACUAUCCAGGAGUUGGAGGCGUCAGGCGACACUGUCAAAGCGCGCCUCACCUGGUUCGAGACAGAACCCGCCCGAAGACCGGGUUCAAUGGAGCAUGCCUCCACCCAACGGCGGACGCUGGAGACCGUCCGGUUUGCCGACGGUCUGGCUGCGGAGCAUUGGGGCAAGGGCCUGCACUGA
Molecule: messenger RNA, 351 nt
Organism: Geodia barretti
Lineage: Eukaryota; Metazoa; Porifera; Demospongiae; Tetractinellida; Geodiidae
Source: the annotation of a GenBank genome assembly